AUGAAUGAAAGAGUUGGAUAUAAGUAUUUGAAAUCUGUUGAAGGCAGUAAUUCUUCGUAUUUGAAGUCUGUUGAAAGCAGUAAUUCUUCGUAUUUGAAAUCUACUGAAAAUGGCAGUUUUUAUAAACAAAGUAACUUUGAAUUGUAUUGGAAAUCGGGCAAAGAAAGCACUUCAGAUAGACAAAAUAAUCGUGUAUUAUACUAUGACAAGAAAAUUUGGUCUGCACAACAAUCUUCUCUGGCUUCACACUCUUUUCAAGAUUUUCUUUAUAAUAAUCAAUGGUCUACUCAGGAUCCAUAUUCAUUUUAUGAUCAAAAUAUAACUUCAUUGUCAAGCGAUACACCAAUAAAUAGUUUUAUUAAACCUUCAUACGAUUAUCAAGUAAACCAAAAUCAAUUACACCCUCGAUCUAUUCAAAGUGAGAUUAAUAACUAUGAUGAGAUUAAUGACUACGAUGAAAUUAAUGACUACGAUGAGAUUAAUGGCUAUAAUGAGAUUAAUGCAUACCGUGAAAUUAAUGACUGCAAUGAAAUUUUUGAUACCGAUUCUUCAGAUGAUGAAAAUAAUGUAAUACCAUCUGGAUUAUAUGUAGGACAAAGUUUUCAUACAUGGGACGAAGCUGAAGAGUUUCUUAAUAAUUAUGGAAAAGAAAAAGGGUUUAGUAUUCGUAGAAAACGAAGUGAAGGUUUUACUGAAAAUGAGAACAAAGUCAUAACAAGAAUUAAUUGGGAAUGUAGUUGUGCGGGUAAAUAUCAACCAAAAAAAGUGUUAAACCCUGCUAAUCAUCGAAACAGACAAUCUAAAGCUACUGAUUGUAAGUGGAAAAUUAAUGGAAAUAUGUCUAAGAAAUUAUCAUCAUCAAUUAUUUUUACUACUGUUGUGGAUCAACAUAAUCAUCCAAUGACGCCUUCACCUACCACUACAAUUGCAAAAUAUCGUAAAUUUAAUAGUGAUACAAUUCAAUUUAUUGAAUUUUGUGUAAAAAGUGGAAUAUCGGGUGCACAACCUAUUGGUCGAUUACUAAAAAGCAAAUUUCCAGAAAUAAGAAUUCAUCAAAAAAACCUUUAUAAUGCUAUCCAAGCUGCAAAGAAACAUUUGACUAAAAGAGCUAAAUUUGAUGCAUCUGAUCUUAUGCGCUAUUUAUAUUCAAAACGUACUGAAGAUUCAAGAUGGUUUGUUGAAAGUAGAUUUGAUGGACUUGAGCGAAGAUUGAGAUCUAAUUCGUCGCUUUUAGAAUUAGUUAAAGAAAUUCAAGAUAUACUUGACAAAGAAUCAAAUUAUAUGAGGAUAGAAGAAUAUGAAGGUGAAAUUCCUAAAGUCGGGCUUGCAACAGUGCCUAAAACAUAUUUUAAUUCAAUUGAAACAGUUAUUUCACAAUACCUUAUGCCAACAAUGGUUUUUAAGGUUUGUGAGCAAAUGCAAGAAUGUUUCUUUUAUGAUUGUAUUAAAAUCAACCAUACGGAUCUUGAGUCUAUAUUACAGGAACAAGUAAAUAUGGAUUAUGAUGAAGGAAUGCGUGAAGACAACUACGAGCUUAUGAAAGUUCAUUUGGUCAAUAUAGUUGAAAAAGUUGGAUAUGAACAAAUCGUUGAAAUUUGGAAAUUAGUAUUGUCUUGUGGAACUAAAAGACAAUAUAUUAUACUUACAGUAGAUGGUUCACAUAUAUGUACAUGUAAUCUUCUUAUAACACAUGGUUAUCCAUGUCGACAUUUUUAUAAAAUUUUACGUUGUUCAUCUCAAGCUAAAUGGCACAUUGGACUUAUUGCAAGACGAUGGUAUAAGGAUGAUAUUAUCAAAGAAAAUCCGAAUAAAAUUUGGGAAAAAUCUUCUAUUUCAUUAUGCAUUAAUAACAUUCAAAAUCAAGAAAUUACAAGCGAUUUUGGAUAUUUGAAAGAGAUUCGCAAUUCAGAUGUUUAUACACCAGUAUUGCAAAAAAUUAAUAGUACACGCCAAAAAUAUGGCCGUGCACAAGGCAUAAUGCGAAAAGUUCUUGAUUUAGCAAUUUCUACUAAUUCGUAUGAUGAAUUAAUAGGCAUUUGUCAAACUUUUAUAUUAAAUAAGCAGCACAUUCAAGAAUCACAGCAAGAAAAAUCAUUACAAGAUGAAUCAUCACGAGAUGAAUCAUCACGAGAUAAAUCACUGCAAGAUGAAUCACCACAAGAUGAAUCACAGCAAAAUGAUGAAUUUAAUAUUGGAAAUCCAAUAAUUACAGCUCGAAGAGGAAGGCCUCCGGGAAGAGCAAAAAGUGCUGUUGAAAUUCAGGAAAAUCAGACAAAAAAACGUCGUUAUCUUCAACUGAUAAAUGUUAAUCAGGUAGUUAAUGAAUCUGAAAAUGUGCACAAUAGAUUAAAAGAAAAGGAUACACGCAAAACAUGUCAAAAUU
Molecule: messenger RNA, 2383 nt
Organism: Dentiscutata erythropus
Lineage: Eukaryota; Fungi; Glomeromycota; Glomeromycetes; Diversisporales; Gigasporaceae
Source: the annotation of a GenBank genome assembly